AUGGCUUCAGUAGAUGAGCUCUGCAAUGCUUCUGCCAGUGGAAAACUAGAUAAAGUAAAGACUUUGCUGCACAAUGGAGCAGAUGUCAAUGGAUUUAAUGAAUUCAACAGAACUGCACUGCAGGUGGUGAUGUUGGGAAACGAAGCAGUCGCUGAGGCUCUUCUUAAGGCAGGGGCAAACCCAAACCUGCACGACCCGGCCUGUGGUCUCACCGUGACUCACGACGCAGCGCGCGAAGGAUUUGUAGACACCGUGCGCGUGCUGGUGAAAUACGGGGCAGAUGUGAACCUCGUGGAUAAACAAGUUAACCUGCCGCUGCACCUAGCAGCCAAAGAGGGACACCUGGAGGUGGUCAAGUUGCUGAUUGGACUCACCACGGACCCCAAAAAGUCCAACACCCACAGCGAGACCGCCGGGCAGCUCGCUCAUGACUACAAGAGGACGGACACUGCCGCGUUCAUCGACCAGUACCUGAGCUAA
Molecule: messenger RNA, 480 nt
Organism: Scomber japonicus (chub mackerel)
Lineage: Eukaryota; Metazoa; Chordata; Actinopteri; Scombriformes; Scombridae
Gene: cdkn2c
Product: cyclin-dependent kinase inhibitor 2C (p18, inhibits CDK4)
Exons: 2
Coding region: 1-480 (159 amino acids)
Biological process (GO): negative regulation of cell population proliferation; regulation of cyclin-dependent protein serine/threonine kinase activity
Cellular component (GO): nucleus
Molecular function (GO): protein kinase binding; cyclin-dependent protein serine/threonine kinase inhibitor activity
Source: RefSeq, a predicted model, not a curated record